Molecule: messenger RNA, 7968 nt
Organism: Pyrgilauda ruficollis (rufous-necked snowfinch)
Lineage: Eukaryota; Metazoa; Chordata; Aves; Passeriformes; Passeridae
Gene: LUZP1
Product: leucine zipper protein 1
Exons: 4
Coding region: 219-3578 (1119 amino acids)
Source: RefSeq, a predicted model, not a curated record
CUCAUUGUCAGCGCCCGCACCCGCCGCCCGAGCCCCGGAGCCCCUCGCGGGCUGCGGCUGCCCAAGCCCGGGCUGGGAGGGAGCGAAGCCUGGCCGCUCCUGCUGCCCAGGGUGAGAUUGCCUCCACUCAAAGGAACAAUAACAUACUGGAAAUACACAAGGUGUAUACCAUUCAGCCAGACUAAGAAAAGCUUUGUUCUAAAAGGAAUAAAAUAAUCAUGGCAGAAUGUACAGGUUACAAGGAAACCUCAAAUCGGCACCUACGAUUCAAAUUGCAGAGCCUGAGUCGCCGCCUUGAUGAACUGGAGGAAGCAACUAAAAAUCUGCAGAAAGCAGAGGAUGAACUGCUUGACCUCCAGGACAAAGUUAUCCAGGCAGAAGGCAGCAACUCCAGCAUGCUGGCUGACAUUGAAGCCCUGAGGAAAAGAGUGCUGAAAAUUGAAGGCAAGGAUGAAGAAAUUAGGAAGGCUGAAGAGCUUUGCAGAUUAAUGAAAGAAAAGCUUGAAGAGGAGGAGAGCCUCACUCGAGAUCUGAAGUCAGAAAUUGAACUCCUUCAGAGGAGAAUGGCAGAGCUGGAGAAGCUGGAGGAGGCCUUCAGCAGGAGCAAGAAUGACUGUACACAGCUGUGUCUUAGCCUCAAUGAAGAAAAGAACUUGACCAAAAAGAUAUCCACAGAAUUAGAAAUACUUAGAGUGAAAGUGAAAGACCUGGAAUCAUCUGAAGACAGGCUGGAUAAAACUGAGCAGACCUUAACAGCUGAGCUAGAAAAGCUGAAAUCCUUAGCCCUGAGCUUUAUCACAGAAAGAAAACAUUUUAACGAAAGAGAAAAGCAAAAUGAAAAAAUAAUCCAGGAGCUAACACAGAAACUAGAACAAAACAAUAAACUAAAUAGGGCAGAUCAAACUAGAAAUGCAUCCAACUUGCUAGAAAGGUCAUCCAACAAUCUCCUGGACAGAAAUGAUAUGAGAAUUGAAGAUGACUUGACUUCUGCACUGCCUUCUAAAGAGACCAGGAGGAAGGGAAGUGUGGAUUACCUGAAACACGUAGAAAAUGAAACCAGGAAUAAAUCAGAAAACCAAAAGAAUAAAAACCAGGAAGACAACAAAGUGAAAGAUCUCACCCAAGAAAUUGAGAAACUUAAAAUUCAGAUCAAACAUUUUGAAUCUUUAGAAGAAGAACUUAAAAAAGUGAGAGCCAAAAAUAAUGAUCUGCAAGACAGUUACUUGAGUGAGCAGAAUAAAAACAAACUCUUAACAGGUCAGCUAGAAGAAAUAAAAAUGCAAAUAAAGAAACAGAAAGAUCUGGAGAAUGGAGAAGUUGAAAAUGAAGAUACAAGCUUUUCUAGCAGGGGAAAGCAUGACCGACCUAAAUACAGGGGUGUCAUGACUGAUUUGGCAGCUGCUAAGCACAAGCCAAGGGAGCUCUCCCCGCAGCAGCGCCGGGAGAGAGCACGGAACAGAGACUUCUGUCUCAGCAAUGACAGCUACAGCCACGGUGGGAAACGGGUGCCCAGUCCAAGCUUAAUGAGCAGAAAAGCAGGGAAAGCUUCUGGUGCAUCUGCCCUUUCAGACACUGCUGUCACAGAUACAAGAAGACUGGAAGAGAAAUCUUUAGUUUCCACUAUUUCUUCUGGUCAGAAGGAAGGCUGCAUCAUGCAGAAUGAGGGGAAGAGAUCCAAAGAGCAGCCAUCUGUGCUCAGCCGGUAUCCUCCUGCUGCACAGGAGCAGAAGUCUUGGAAAGCACCUUCCAAGCCUGUUGGUGAUACAGGCCUGAGAUCCAAGGUGGAAAAGCCAUCUCAGGUGCUCCGUGGGAACUGCCAAAAUGGUGCUGACACACGGGAUGAAAGGUCAAGCAAAGGAGAAUCAACGGGUUCUGUGUCUGAGAAGCUGAAGACAAGUCAGGGUGAUGUCAGUGAGUGCUUGGGGGAUACACAGCUCACAAGGGGCAGCCACAGCUCUUCCAAUGGCACAGCCUCAGCAUACAGGUACCACGUGUCCUCCAGCGUGUCAGUCUCAGACUCUGCUGGCUCUAAAGUGGAAGCAGUGAGCACUUUUGCAUCACACAGACAGCCCUCAGAGGGGAGGGCUAAAAGGGCAUUAAUCUCCCAGGAAAAAGAAGCUGCAGACACAUCACUGGAAAGUGUGAAGCUUUCGACGCUGACAAAGCGUUCCCACCACUCCAGGAGUCAGGAAGACAUUCUGCAGAUUCUCACAGGUCUUGAUAAAGAAGGCACCGAGCAGUCUUCAAGUUCAGCAACAGAUCAUGUAAAUAUGGGUUUAAAAACUGACUCCAAAACCAUCCAGAGUAACCAGGAAAAAUUUAAUUCAGAUGAAGAAUCAGGAAGAGGCAAAAAACCAACCACUCAGUCAGAUUUUGAGACAAGAAAGAAAGUCAGUUCCAAGCAGUUCUCCAAUUCUAGGGGAGUUUUUAGAGCAUCACUUUUUGAAAAUGACAAAAAAUCUGUGAAUGAUGAAGACUCUACCAAGUGCAUAAAACCAUCUGAUGCCAGCACUGGAGAACUGAAAUCCAGAAGAUCCUUCAGCCCUAGAGAAGCUCUGAGAUCAAAAGCCAUCAUUAAACCUGCAAUUGUUGAGAAGGAUAUGAAGGCAAUCAUGGGAGGGACUGUUUCAGAGGCAGAGUCAGAAAAACAGAAGUCUACUUUUAAAACGGUAACAAAUAAAAUGACAAGCAGCAUCACAAUCUUUCCUUCUGAGCCAACAGCUGCAAGGACCACUGCAGAUACAGCAGCAAAGGAAAGGCAUGUUACCACCAGCAACAUCAGAGUUGCUUCAAAUGAGCCUUCACCAUCAAUAACAAACAAUGCCCCUUCACCCUUUGAGGUGUCAGUUAAUAGAAGUGCUCUGAAGUCACCUGAGACAGACAGAGGUGGAGAGGCAGUGCUGAGAAGUAAAGCUGAAACAGUGGUCUCGAGAAGCAGCAUUAUGCUGAAGACUUCUGAACUGACAGAGAGGAACAGUGAGACACCUUUGGAGACAAUCAGCUGGAAGAGCCAUGGCUCGUCAGAUGCAGGUUCAUCCGAAACAAAGCACGUCACUGUCAGAAGUUCCUGGAGAACAAGACAAGGCCUACAUUCCCUGGAGGACUCUCAAACCAAAGUGGAGAAAAGUGCAACUUUCAGUGCCACAAACUUGUGUAGAUCCUCAGUGGACCUUUUAGAAGGGGAAGGGAGUAGUUCAAAAACAGACUUCCUGGAGCAGGCUUCCUCCAGGACAAGUGCCACAGCUAAUUCUUGGGGUGCCCCUGAGCUGGGGUCCCGAAGGACCAAAAGUAACUUAAGUGCAUCUGAGCUGCUGACACGCAGGAGCUAUGCAAGUGACCCUGCAGCAGCUGCUGCUUGGCAGCGCACCACGCCACCUGAUGAAAGCAAGGAUUUUGUGUCCAGUUCCAGGAGGAAGCAGUAUGGCUCUUCUGAGUACCUCCUCCAGGCUGACGCUCUGGGCAAAAGGACAGCCACCAAGGUGGAACUGCAGGACCCUGAAUCCACCUCCCCUGCACCACCAGGGCUCCAAGGAGAGGAGCAGGGCGCUGCCCGGGCUUGCCGGACAUCUCGGAGAUGAGCUGCAUUCCCUUCUUCUCAGUGGCCAUGGUGAAGCAAGAGGCAGGAUAGUACCAAGCUCACAGGCAUCACACCUGUUUGUAACCUCUCCAGAGGCUUCAACUAGCCUGAAACCAGUUUUGUUAUGCGAUUUGAAAGGUACAGGAGCUUUACCAGUGAAUUCUUUUUCUUCAUUGCUGAAGAGGCAGCUGCAGAGACUUUGCUCAGGGGACUCCCACUUCUCAUCUCUGUACCUGCAAUCUUAAUCUUCCCUGUAGGAUGAUAGGUCUGUCUCCAUAUGGAAACUCUGACUACCUAGCCUCUCUGAACAAUGGUACUCCUUGCACAAGAGAGAACUUUUGUUCACUUGAGUUCACACAAGAUCCCAGCAGUGUCCCUGUGGUUACAUCCACCAGCCCAUGAAGCUGUCCACCACAAUUGAAGGCUUUCAGUUCAUAUGGAGUUUGCAUUCUCCUAAUACACCCUUGCUGGCUGGGGUGGUGGUCACCUCAGUACCUGUGUUUCCAGCACCCUUAGUCUCUAGGCAAGAGGAGACUGUUCCCCACUGGUUACUUUACAAAUUGAGAGGGAAGGAGAGCAGAAAAUGUUGGAGUUGGUUCCCUAUCACUGUCACUCUCUGCAACAAGCUUUGCAUGAUCUAUUCAUCACCAGUUGAGAUCCUGCACCAAGAAGUCAUCCACUGAGCCAGACCACACAGCAGUGACACCUCCUCCUGCCUGGGACCAGGGUGCCGUUCAUCUGGAGCUUUGUGUUACACUCUGCAGGCAACAACUCUGGGGCUUGUGCAAGGCAGUUGAGCCCUAUGAGAAAAAGAAACAAGUGCUUUUCCUCACAGACAAGCAGAAUGUCAUUGUUCCUUCCCAAAACAGGGUGGAGACAGCUGGAUUGGACCCUAAGGUGACCUAUGGUAGCUUUGGUCUGUGCCUCAAGCCCUGUCUGCCAUGCCUGGGACCCAGGUAUGGUCAGAGACUGCUCAAACACAGAGCUGUGUGUCAUCCCCAUCAGUGCCUGCAGGCCACUUGCUGUCAGUUGGUGUCACUGUGGGGCAGACACGUCCCCACAGCUCCAGGAGGUGCUCAGGUCAUCAGCAGCAUCUGUCCUGAGCAAGGUGAUUGCACCUGGCUCUCACAGCAGGGCUGGACAAUCCUUCCUUCCCAUCCCAUCCCAUCCCCAGCUGCUGGGCUGGCCCCCCCAGUGCUGCCUGUCCCUCCCUGCAGCAGGACAAGGAGAAUGCUCCAGACAGAAAAGGUCCUUGAUCUGUUUCAGAGGUGCUGUGGGAAGAGCUGCACCCCACACUUGUGCCCACAUCCCACCUCUGCAGGAGCAGGUACCAGAGCCAUCUGAUUGCCUGUACUGCAGCUCCUCCCUGGCCUGGGAAGUACACACCUCAGUUCUGAGAAGAAAAUCAAUCAGAAAAAAAAAAAAAAAAGAAAGAAACCAAUAGAGCUAGUUGCAAAAUAUCUAUGAAAACAUUUCUAUAAAAGGGAUGUGCUCUAGUGACAUGAUUAUUUUUUUAUAAAGAUUGUUUGGAGGAAGGGAAAAAUUAUUUUUGAAAAAAAAAAGUUUCUUUUUGGAAUUUUAAAGAUGUUUUCCCAAGUGUAUAUUUUUAACCCUUCAUUUUAUUCUUUUACAUGUCAUGACGUGUGUCAACUUGCAUAACAAGACAAAAAAGAUGCUUUUAAAUUAGUACUGAGUGGCAGCUCUAAUUUUAAAUUAUAUUAAAAUAAAUUGUAUCAACUGCUCUCUCUUACCAUUGACAUAGUAGUGCUAUUAGAAUGAGAUAAUGAGAAAAAAACAUUAAACUCCAAACUAAAAAUGAAAGAAAGUGAAAUUCUGAAGCUAAAUUCAGACUUCUUACUGCCUCCCCCUGCCCUGUGUUUAUCAGGAAGGAUUGGCAAUCCUUAUGGAUUGUGCAGUCUGAAGCCAGUGGAUGUAAGAGUCCUGUGCAAUGGCUGUGUCCUUCCUGAGCACCCUGCUCUGCUCAGCACUCCCUGUGUGCCAGGUUCAGAACCAGAACCAGGGCAUUGCCUGGGCAGCAGCAGCUUCCCUUGCCCCGAGCCUGCCCAGCUCUGCCCUGCUCUGCUGCUGGCCCUGCCCCUUCUUCUCAUGUGCCCCUCCAGACUAACCCUGCUGCCUCGGCUGCCCACAGGCCUCACGCUGUACCUGCCUGCUCACCCUGGGAGCAGCUGGGAGGCAUCUUGGCAUGUCCCUGCCUCUUCAGAUGUCACAGGGAUUCCACCUGCACAUUCCUGAACCUGCUGGAGCAGCUCUCCAGCUGUCACCUGCAGCAGUCACAGUGGCUGUGGGAGAGCCACUGCUGGCACUGCUGUUCUGCCUCCAGGAUCCUGCGUGGUGUGGGGCUCCCCUGCCCUUGCUCGCUGCUGCCCAGGACGUGCAGCCUGAACAAACUGCGGGACAGCACGGACGCCCCGAGGAGGACGGGGAUCACCGGGCAGUGCCUGAACGCCUUCCCUCACAGCCCAGCCCCAUCCUGCUGCAGGACACGGCUCCACACACCACAGGAUGUCCCUACACAUCCACCAGCUUUCUCCUUCUCUCCUUGUUGGUGUGGAUGUGGCUUAGCACGGUGCUCCCAAGGAGCCUUCCAAGGGAAGUGGUUUCAGCUGUGGUGAGGAAAUCUCUGCCUCCCUGUGAGUCAGCGUGUGCGGUGAAUGCAGGUUCCUGUGCCUACCCACGGAACACUGGCUUACCUUCAACCCCAGCUCACCCGGAGAACUCAGCCCCGUGGCUGAAGUGCAAGGGAAGAACCACCAGCAGCAACAGCUGUUGAGUUUUCUCCUGUCAGUCAGCCAGGACCAGGCUUAGCCUGAGCAAUGGGAGGGCUUGACCCUGCUGCUCAGCUGGCUUAGCCCCAGCGAUUGCCCCAGCAACACAGCGCUGCUGGCACUGUCUUCAGGUGCUUCUCACAGAUGAUGUCUCUCCUUUCUCCAGCUGCCUCAGUUAUUUGUUCAAUAUUUUACAGCGGAUACCUUGAACUCCUGCUCUAGACUCGGUUUCACUGCUUGUAAAUACUGGACACAGAUGUCACUUGGUAACUGCACACUGGUUGUUUUUACCACAGCUGAGAUUAUAUCUGAGAAAACCCUACCUAGUAUGGAAAGGGGCCAUGCCCUCUAGUCAAUGAGUGCAAUAGGAGCUGAUUGUAUUAUUAAUCUUAUAGCAAUGACUUCAGGAAACACAAUGUGUUUACUCGAAUUGCACACUUUUUUUGAACAGCUGUAAAAUAGAGUAUAUGUGUAAAUAUUGCCACCACUGAAGAAGUAUUUGUAAUUUUAGCAUAUAAAUAUAACCGGCUUUUCAGUAGGCUUGAUGAUGCACAAGGCCAUGCAUCGAGCCCUCGGGUAAUUCCAAAGUUGUAAAUGUAUUUGCUGUACAGAGGAAGUGUGUCAGUGCUUGCUGCUCCCAAGGAACCUCAGUUGCUGGUCCCUUUUGGAGAGCCAGUGCUUUCCCCAGAAGGGCUGGCUCCAGUCUGAGGGCCCAGCAGCUCACUGCUUCAUGUCUGGAACACCUCUGCAGCCCGCAGAGCUGCCUGUCCAGCCCCUCCGAGGGUCUGGGUGACAGCCUGGCCACUGGAGCUGUGCAGUGCACCCCUGGGGACAGGCCCCCAGCAAGGGAAAAGGGCAGGAAGCACAGGGCAGAGCCACGUGCCUUGGUGCUUCAAGAGACACUUGACACAAGCAAUUUCCCAGCUACAGAUUGAAGCAAUAGUCACAUUGGUGUCAUCUCUAACGCAGUAGACCUCAUCUCUGCCACCCUUGCACACGGCUGAAGCAAUCAGGGCACUGCUCAGGCCAGCCCCCAGGCUGAGCUGUGAACAGAACACAAAGCCAUUGUUAGCAGAUGCCUCCCAUGGUCAGCACCCAGGGCCCAAAGGAUCCUCCUGGGCUGCCCCACGUGCAGUGCCGGCUCCUGCUUUGGGGAAGCAGCACUCCAGGCUGCAUGGAAUGUAUUUUUAAGAGAAUAAAUCUAUUUUUUUGUAUUUGUGAACAUAUAUUUGGGUGGGGCAGCUUAGUUAGAAGACAAAUAAUGCAAGAAGUCUUUUCAUAAUCACAGGUUCAUCCAAGUUAAGCAGAUUUUCCAGGGUUGCAGUAUUGCCUUUUCCCCUAAAAUAAACUUUGUGUCCAAUAGAGCAAUGAGCAGUGUUCCACCCUUAGAACUUGCCCUGUCUCAGCAUGCUGAGAAGAGGAAAGCCAGCACUUUCCUCCCCAGGCUGCCCAUGCAGUGGAUACAGAUGGUGCUCACCUCCCUCCAGCGACACAGUGCUCUUAGUCUGCAUGCCAAAUGUAAACACACACUUAUCUGCAUGUCUCUCCUGACUCAAACACUGUCAGUGCUACAGUAUAUAACCAAUAAACACUCUUCUCUUUUUA